Capsella rubella is the source of this 506-nucleotide messenger RNA. RefSeq lists its product as uncharacterized. The annotation marks the transcript as partial. The record is from RefSeq and is a predicted model, not a curated record. The transcript has a single exon. NCBI's taxonomy places the organism in Eukaryota, Viridiplantae, Streptophyta, Magnoliopsida, Brassicales, Brassicaceae.
CGACCCCCUUUGUUGAUAUAUAGAUCCUACAAAACAAACAUCAAAGAAAGAAACCAAAAAAGGAAGAAGAAGGGGAAGAAGAAUAUUCAAAUGGCACCAAGAAGUUCUUUGAUCCGCUUCGCCUUCGUCUGCAUUGUGUUGGCCGUGAUGGUCAUGACCGCAGAGUCACACAACGGACAUGUCCAUGGUCCUGCUAAGGCUCCAGCUAAGGCUCCAAUGCCACCCAUGGCUCCGGCUCCAAGUGCUGCCACUUUCUCGGCCUACCCUCAACUCAUGGCCACCGCAUUGGUCGGUGCUUUGUCUUUCCUCUUCUGAGAUGCGUUUCAAUUCAUCUUCGGAUUGUGUUUCUCUCUUGAGUUUAUUUAUUUCUCUCGUGUCGUCCUUCUUUCUCUUUUGUUUCUGCAAAGAUUGUGAUGUUAUGUUCCAAUAUCAUAAUAAAACAUUUAUCUUUAAAAUGUUUUAAUUCUGUUUUCCCCCUUUGAACGAAUUAAACCCUUCUAACCAAA